ACCAGCCUGUUUCUCAGCAACUUCCUUCAGUGCAUUUAUACAACAAGUCCGUUGACAAGAUAGCGAGGGCCGUGUAUUUUAAAAAAUUGGUAAAUUAACCUGAAGUUCAAAUGAUAUCGGCAAUUGCUUGGUUGCCCUUGAGGACCUCACCCACGACUCCCCGGGACGCGCUCGAGAACGAACUGGGCUUAUCGGCGGCUCACGAGAGCAUCGACUUCGAAGACGGAGUCUACUCUGGGUCAGGUGAGGAUGACUGUUCACGUGAACAGGACGAGUUAACUUUUCAAGAGGAGAAGGCAGACCUUUCGGGAAGUAUUGUCCGAUACGACGAAGCGGUGAGCCAUGCUCUAAACGAAUCCUCGCGAACCGCAGGCCACAAAGCUGAAGGCCUGGAUGCGGCUCUGGCAGAGCUCGAUAUGGACAAAUAUGAUGAUGAUGACGGCGAGGAUGUCAACGCUACGCGAAUCUUCGGCGCCGGGCGCACGAGCCACUAUGUUACUAAUGAUGAAGAUCCGUACAUGACUAUCAAAGAUUCAGAGGACGAAGAAGCCGAAGACUACCCUGAUGACUACUCGCUGCGCUCUUCCGAUCUCUUAAUGUUGGCUGCCCGUGCAGACGAAGAUGUCAGUCACCUCGAGGUAUAUGUCUACGAAGAGUCGAUGAUAGGUGAAGUGCCGGAGUCCAAUCUUUAUUGUCAUCACGAUAUACUAUUACCUGCCUUUCCAUUGUGUUUAUCACCGAUUGGGUGUCCUUCAUCUGAAGAUUCCCAGAGUCAACAUAACCUAGUAGCAGUCGGGACAAUGUAUCCUGGAAUUGAGAUUUGGGACCUCGACUUAAUUGACUCUAUCGAGCCCUUGACAACACUGGGUGGUUACAGUCGCGAUGCUAUCAGUCAUGGACAAGUCAGUUGUGACCUCACUACAAAUAAGUCUUCGAGCUGCCAACAGGUAAAGAGUACACGUGGAAGCUCUGCUGGGAGAAGGAAAGAUUCAGAAAGUGGAGCACCGAAGCUUCAAACGAGCAGUCACAGUGAUGCGAUAUUGGGGCUAUCUUGGAAUUAUCAAUUUCGAAAUUUGCUGGCGUCCGCUUCUGCUGACUACACAGUGAAGGUCUGGGACAUAACGACAAACUCUGUUAAGUACACCAUGAAACAUCAUAGAGACAAAGUGCAAGCUGUAGACUGGAAUCCCAUUGAACCCACCGUGCUUCUUACCGGCGGUUUCGACAGCUGCAUCGCUAUCGUUGACAUCAGGGCUCCAGAGAAUGCAGCUCUGAAAUGGGAUGUUGGGGCUGAUGUAGAAUGUGCGGUGUGGCAGCUUGGCAAAUCCACAAAGAUAAUCGUUUCAAAUGAGAAAGGCUUAGUUACAUGCUUAGAUACCCGUAAAGGUGAGGGGUCGUUGCCCUUGUUCAGCCUUGCGGCACAUGAAAGUGCAACAACUUCCUUGAGCAUUUCGCCUGGGACUCCAACUCUCGUUGCGUCAUGCUCGACUGACAAGACGGUGAAAUUGUGGGAUAUUACAAAUGACGAACCAAGUUUGGUUGCACAGAAAGACCCUGAUGUUGGAGCAAUUUUCUCUGUUGGAUUUUCGACAUCAGUGCCUUAUCUUAUUGGCUGUGCUGGGUCAAAGGGUGAAGUGGCAGUUUGGGACAUUCUCACUGAGAAAGCUGUGUCACAAGGGCCACACGGUGCAACACUUCAAAAGUACAACCGGGCUGCUGCACUCGGCAUUAUCAAGGAGUUUGUUAUCUAAAUCCCCUGUACUUUUACAUUUGUGCGUCUUCGAGUUCGCGAAUCACGAUCCACAACACAGCUCUAGCUAGUAAGUCCUGUAGUUGGCGAAUGUAUUUUCUCUCUAGAAUUCAACCACUGCUAGUUCAAAAUACUUGGAAUGAUAGGCAUAUGGUCAAGAUUCCCUGACUGAGCAUUUCUAUGCUGACCUCACCUUCGAAGUCCAGGAUGCUGAGUAUGCUUAAACAUAACAGCUACGCAGGUAUUUUUUGAUGCCAACACUAACAUCAGGACUGCUUUCGCAACUAGUCACAUGUUUACAUGUUCAGCACAAUGCCGUCAUUGACUUUAUGCUUUUGCCCUUGAGAAAUACAUUCAGCCACCCACACAAUGUUCCUGAUUUCUUGCUCCCUCCUUUUCAGGCAGCCAUAAAAGGUUGCAUAAUUGAACUGCUCUUGAAAUGUUGUGUCACAGAACUUCAUUUCUUGCUCACAGAGGAUCUGAAAUAAUUGCGGUCAUAAAAUGGUUGUGUGCUGGAAAAUUAAGAAGUGAACUUGCCCUUUCAAUAAAAUCUUCACUAUAUACAAUGAGUGAUGUUGACAUGCUGCAAAAUGUGGGGUCCUUGCGCAUCGCAGCGCGGAUUCGCUCCGGAACUUCGAAUUGUGCAAGCUCAAAUUGACCCCUUGUAUAAAGUGUCCCAUACUUAGAUAGUACGAGGCAGCGACUGUCAGGGGAGAGGUCAAUGCCGGACGAGUUCAUCGUGAUGUUUAUCGCUCUUCUAUCAGCUUCAAAAUACAGGAUAUUCUGGGAAUCGCCAAUGGCUAUUUGUAGUUGCGAAGAUGAUUCAAGUAUCGACGGUACAUACCCUCAUGAGCGCAGAUGUGCCCCCAUCGAGUUUAUAACAAAAAGCAAGGAACUCUUUCAAGUAUG
This is a messenger RNA of Micromonas pusilla CCMP1545, 2659 nucleotides long. RefSeq lists its product as uncharacterized. Gene Ontology annotation, biological process: rRNA processing. Gene Ontology annotation, cellular component: nucleus. NCBI's taxonomy places the organism in Eukaryota, Viridiplantae, Chlorophyta, Mamiellophyceae, Mamiellales, Mamiellaceae. Gene Ontology annotation, molecular function: protein binding. Bases 111 to 1751 code for a protein of 546 amino acids. The transcript has a single exon. The record is from RefSeq and is a predicted model, not a curated record.